CAAAAAAAAUAGUAUCCGUUAAUGCUUCAUCUUCCAAAGCAGAACUGUUGAAUGAAGAGCUUAUUGAAGAUAGACUUGUGAACCGUUCAUUGGAAAAAGGUUUGCUUUUGGAAUUCAAGAAAGAUUCUGAUAGAAUAUUGUUAGCAGUUGCUUAGAGACCUGAUGGCAAGAAGAACUGGAUGGUUUUAGAUCAGAAUGGUGUCACUAGUUCCAUCAAGCGGCAACAAGUGACAUAUAUUAUUCCUGGUAUAUCCAAUUUUUGACCAAGCAGAGAUCGCAGCCUUUGUUCAGAAAGCUCAGGACAACAUGGACCCAUCGCUACUUGAAUUUGCUUGGUCUGAGCUAUUGGAAAAGAAUAAGUCUGUGACAGUCGAAGAGAUGGCUGAGAUAAUUUUUGGCAGUAUUGAGCCUCUUGAGAGAUAUUCUGCUCAUCUCUUGCUAUCAAAAGACGAAGUAUACUUUACCGUAGUCGAGACUACAGGAUUGCGUUGCGUUUAUGGACCUCGACCAAAUGAGCAGGUUGAGGAGCGUAUUCCUAGGAAGGUUGCAAAGGAGGCUGCUGAGAAAGAAUUUCAAGAGUUUAUUAAACUGUUGGGCUCUGCAAAAUCAAUGCCUUUGCAAAAUAAACCUUCCAAAUCUUCUUGGAAGGAUGAUGAGAUAAUUUGGAGCGCAAUUAAGUCACUCGAAGCAUAUGCUAUUGAUGCUUGUAAAAGUGAUGAACAAAUAAAAACAGCUGGGAUGACACUAAGGAAAAUGGGUCUGGCAAAAACAACAUCUUCAGCUGUAAAUCUCUUGAUAAAUAUUGGGUAUUUUCCUGUACAUGUCAAUCUUGAUUUGUUGAAGUUGAGUAUUCCCACUGAUCACUUGGAAAAGAUCACAUCAGCUGCUCAAAGUCUGCUAUCAGACUCAUCUGAUCCAGACGAGAUUAACAGGAAGAACCUUACUAACCUGAAGGUUUAUGCCAUUGAUGUUGAUGAAGCUGAUGAGCUUGAUGAUGCUCUGAGUGCAACAAAGUUACAAGAUGGUCGAAUUAAAAUUUGGAUACAUGUUGCAGACGCAACGAGAUAUGUUCGACCUGGAAGUAUCGUGGAUAGGGAGGCUAUGAGAAGAGGAACUUCUGUUUUUUUGCCCACCGCUACAUAUUCUAUGUUUCCAGAAAAUCUUGCCAUGGGAGGUAUGAGUUUGAGACAAGGGGAGCUUUGUAAUGCUGUUACUGUAUCAGUUGUGCUACAUGACGAUGGCAGCAUUGCAGAAUGUUCAGUGUUCAAUUCCGUGAUUAAACCAACAUACAUGCUAACAUAUGAGAGUGCAUAAGAGUUACUCCAUUUGAACCUUGAAGAGGAGGUUGAACUUAGAAUUUUGUCCGAGGCUGCAAACCUUCGGUUAAAAUGGCGUCGCCAGCAGGGCGCAGUUGAGACAACAACAAUAGAAACUCGCAUCA
Molecule: messenger RNA, 1441 nt
Organism: Lathyrus oleraceus (garden pea)
Lineage: Eukaryota; Viridiplantae; Streptophyta; Magnoliopsida; Fabales; Fabaceae
Product: ribonuclease II, chloroplastic/mitochondrial
Exons: 1
Coding region: 307-1314 (335 amino acids)
Biological process (GO): mRNA catabolic process
Cellular component (GO): P-body
Molecular function (GO): 3'-5'-RNA exonuclease activity; RNA binding
Source: RefSeq, a predicted model, not a curated record